Chiroxiphia lanceolata (lance-tailed manakin) is the source of this 1092-nucleotide messenger RNA. RefSeq names its product PHD finger protein 7-like. Bases 1 to 1092 code for a protein of 363 amino acids. Gene Ontology annotation, cellular component: nucleus. The record is from RefSeq and is a predicted model, not a curated record. Lineage: Eukaryota; Metazoa; Chordata; Aves; Passeriformes; Pipridae. The transcript has 10 exons.
AUGUCACACAGGGAGGAGCAGGCCCCCAAAGGGAGAGAGCCAGAAAAACUUCAGAUAAAUGGGCUCUGUGUCCACGAGUUCUGCCUGUUUUUUGCCACCAACUUUCCUGACCACCCGGUUCAUCGAGGAGGACUCUGGUGUCUUCCCUCAUGGGAGAUCCGAGCUGUAGUCUCCCUGGCGGCUCAGCAGAGCUGCUGCAUCUGUGGCCAGAGAGGGGCCACCAUUUCCUGCUGUAGAAGAAACUGUGACCUGAGCUUCCACCUGCCCUGUGCCAAGCAGGGAGGCUGUGUCACCCAGUUCUGCAGACCAUUCAGGGCCUUCUGCCCCGCACACAGCCCAGAGCAGGCAGUGGAGGCGACUCCAGAGCCGGGCACCCAAUGCCUCAUCUGCAUGGAGCCUGUGGAGGACAGAAAGACCUUCAACACCCUGGUGUGCCCAGCCUGCAAAACCGCCUGGUUCCACAGGGCCUGCAUCCAAGGACAGGCUCUGCAUGCUGGUUGUUUCUCCUUCCAGUGCCCCCUCUGCAGAAAUGAUGAGGCAUUUAUAAGAGAUAUGUUCACCAUGGGGAUCCAAAUCCCCUUGAGACCACCAUCAUGGGAGGGCUUUAAUGCAUUCGAUGAGAUGGGAGACAGACACAGGCGCUGCGAUGCCAGUGAGUGCCUUUUUCCAGGAGGCAGGCACGAGGCAGAGGAGGAGGGGCCCUGGCAAUUGCUCCUGUGCUCCUCCUGUGCUGCCGAGGGCACUCACAGACGCUGCUCUGGCCUGAGGAACAGCAUAACCAGAUGGGAAUGUGAUGGCUGUGCUGGUCUGGGCACAGGUAACAGGCAAAGCACCCUGGCUCCCGAGAUGAGUCAGAGCUUGCUGGUGUCAGCGUGGCCAGACAGUCAGGAUUGGAGCCUUCUGAUGGCUCCAGGGAACCCGAGACCGUCAGCCCCAACACAGAAGUCCCCUGGACAGGACUCAUGUGCCAGCACCAAGUCCUGGGAGGCGCAGGCCCUGGCAGAGACCAUCAGGGACAUCCCGCAGGCGAAACCGCUCCCGCCUGCAACGUCCGACCCCAAAUCCAUCCAGCCGGUCCAGAAGCCGCCGUGA